AUGAUGAUUUGUCUAUCCGCUCUACUGGUUGUUCCGUAUAUUGUAUCAGAUAUGCUAUGUGCUGGAGAGAAAGCACUAGAGAUACGACUCUCUAUCCUUCAUGGUCCCUCGUUCGCUUUCAUUCCUGCUCUCCAUACUUUCCAAGCGGAAUUUCCAUGUAAUUCAGAUACAAGCACUAACAACUGGGAAGAGAAAAUGCAAAUGAUUUCCGGAAGUUGUCUCAUUGCUGUUCUCAUCAUGCCGUUUCUCGGUUUCACUGGUCUUAUUGGAAAGAUUUCGAAAUACAUUGGGCCAGUUACAAUAGUCCCAAUUAUGAGUUUAUUGACAAUUGGUACCGUGCCAGAUAUCGAAGAGAAAAUGGGAUUACACUGGAUCUCUAUUGUGUCAGAAGCUAGAACUGACAAGAAUGUCAGUCUCGCUGUUUUCGAAAAGACUCCAUGGAUUCAAAUUCCAAAACCCUUGUUUUUCGGAGCACCCAAAUUCAACGCAGCUUUGAUUUGUGGAUUCAUGGCAUCAUGCUUUGCAGCAAUGAUUGAAAGUAUCGGCGACUACAAUCUCUGUGCCAAGAUUUCCAAACAAACUCGUCCACCCCCCUCGAACACAAAUCGCGCUUUUGUUGUAGAAGGCGUCGGUUGUAUUCUGGCAGCUCUUUGGGGUGUUGGUACUGGAAUAACGUGUUACGCAGAGAACAUUGCUAUCAUGUCUGUGACAAAGGUGACAAGUCGUAUCACAAUGCAGAUGGCAGGGCUUCUUCUUAUCUUCGCAGGUAUCAUUUCAAAGUUUGCCGCCUUCUUGUCAAUGAUUCCUGAACCGAUCAUUGGAGGACUUCUUGCAAUGGGAGUAUGUCUGAUAAAUGGAGUUUCAUUGAGUAAUUUACAAACCGUUGAUAUGAAAAUAUCCAGGAACUUGACUAUCAUUGGGAUAGCAAUUAUCAUGUCGAUCACGACAGCGAGCCAUUUUGAAAAGACCCCGUUAAACACUGGCAACAAAACCGUGGACGAUGUUUUUGGAACUCUCCUAACUAUUCGAAUGCUCAUUGGAGGUCUCAUAGCGUUUACACUAGAUAAUAUUGCUCCUGGAGCUACUAGAAAGCAGCGUGGAUUUGUGGAUGAUGAUGAUUAUGAUGACGAUGAUGAAAAAGAGGCACUGACUAGUGUUGAACACAAUGGAUAUGCACUUCCAUCAUCUGUAAACCAGUUCCUCUUGAGAUAUCCUUGGCUAACAUAUCUACCAGUGAUACCUUCAAGAAAGGAGAUUAAAGAUAUUGAAGACGAGAGGCAAGGAGACAUUGGAAAGGAGAAAAUAUAA
Molecule: messenger RNA, 1308 nt
Organism: Caenorhabditis remanei
Lineage: Eukaryota; Metazoa; Nematoda; Chromadorea; Rhabditida; Rhabditidae
Exons: 8
Coding region: 1-1308 (435 amino acids)
Biological process (GO): transmembrane transport
Cellular component (GO): membrane
Molecular function (GO): transmembrane transporter activity
Source: RefSeq, a predicted model, not a curated record